This is a messenger RNA of Trichogramma pretiosum, 1094 nucleotides long. RefSeq names its product alpha-ketoglutarate-dependent dioxygenase alkB homolog 6. NCBI's taxonomy places the organism in Eukaryota, Metazoa, Arthropoda, Insecta, Hymenoptera, Trichogrammatidae. The record is from RefSeq and is a predicted model, not a curated record. The transcript is spliced from 6 exons. Bases 402 to 1094 code for a protein of 230 amino acids.
UAUUAUAUGCAAUAUAAAGAUCUGUGUUGUGUUGUUUCGUGCUACACACGACGAUGACGGCAUGCGAUUUUGCGGACGCGCAUGAGGUUCGUUCAUUUUCGGUACAGGUUCGAUGACUGCGACGACGUUCGAUUCCUCCACAGUUGACUUUGAAAAAUAUAUUGUAAACAUCGUAAUCUACUUUGGGAGUUUUAUCAUGGUGAACUGUCAGAGAUAGCGACUUGCUCCGAUCUAAUUUUUUGUUUUUUUUUUGUUAUUGUUUUACUGUGGGCAUACUUAUACCUGCGCAGGUGUUUCAAAUUCAUGUAUACGUGAUUUAGCGGCACACGAAAAAAAUCAUAAGGUGGCCGAUUUCGGCUGCUCUCAUCGUGAGCAGACAUAAACAAAAUUUCUCGCUGAAAAUGGAUACCGAAAUAAACAAGAUACUUGCUGCGAAUUCAGUGCCUGGAAUACCACCACAGGCUUACUACAUUCCAAAUUUUAUAACUGAAGAAGAAGAAAAUGAUAUAAUUCAAAAAAUACAAAGUGCACCACAGCCAAAAUGGACACAAUUGAGCCAUAGGAGGCUUCAAAAUUGGGGUGGUAUUCCUCAUCCCAAAGGAAUGAUAGCAGAGGAAAUUCCUCAAUGGCUGAAAAAGCAAAUUGACAAGAUUGCAGAGUUGCAUAUUUUUGAUGACAGCAAAAGACCCAAUCAUGUAUUGAUAAAUGAAUAUUUGCCUGGCCAAGGCAUCAUGCCUCAUUCUGAUGGUCCUAUGUUUCAUCCAAUUGUGACAACUAUCAGUUGUGGAUCACAUACUCAGUUAACGUUUUAUAAAAGACAUGAUACAAAUAAUAUUGAGUUACCAGAGAAAGAGUUUAGUCUAUUACUAGAACCAAGAAGCUUAUUGGUAUUGCAAAAAGACUUGUACCAUAAUUAUUUACAUUCAAUUGAGGAAUCAAAUAACGAUAAGAUAAAUCAGAAAGUGGUGAGGAACUUACCAUUGUGUGCAAAGUCAUUUAGUGAGGAAGAAUUAAUACCACGUUCAACAAGAUAUUCAUUAACUAUAAGACAUGUUCCUAAAACUUCUAAAUUUAAAAUAAAACUUGGAAAAUAA